Ilyonectria robusta is the source of this 1354-nucleotide messenger RNA. RefSeq lists its product as uncharacterized. Lineage: Eukaryota; Fungi; Ascomycota; Sordariomycetes; Hypocreales; Nectriaceae. The record is from RefSeq and is a predicted model, not a curated record. The transcript has a single exon. Bases 82 to 1266 code for a protein of 394 amino acids. Gene Ontology annotation, molecular function: hydrolase activity, acting on ester bonds.
CGUGACGAUAGACGGAAUUCUAUUCAACUCAGUUGAAGAACGACAACCAAAAACCCAAGUUCAGGCUUGGUCGCUGUCGCAAUGUGUGUGCAAGGCCAAGAACACGAUGCGGCGCCAGAGCCGGAGCCACCCCGCCAUUAUGAGGACCCAUUUCCCUGGCAUCUCGGCGUCUUCGAUGCCCACAAUCACGUCGCUGAGCGAAUGCUCUCCGUUUCUGACUUGCCGAACAUGAAAACUCGAGCCAUAGCUGUCAUGGCAACCCGAACACAAGAUCAGUCGUUUGUCGCAGACCUUGCCGCAUCCCACGGUGUCAAGGGCCAAGACCGCUUCUCGCAAGAUACGACCACCGUGAUAGCUGGGUAUGGAAGACACCCUUGGUUUUGCCACGAGCUAUAUGACGAUUCUAUCGAAAAUCCGACAUACGUGCCUUCUGAGGAUGUUGAGGCUGCAAAAGCAAAACACUACAAGGCCGUUCUUACGCCGAACCCCGAAGAGCCUGCCUUCUGGAAAGACUUGCCAACACCAAUCCCACUCUCGACCUUCAUUGCCGAUACAAGAACACGACUACAGGCUGAUCCGCUCGCAAUGGUAGGCGAGGUCGGCCUGGAUAAACCUUUUCGGUUACCAAUGCAAUGGCAAUCUAAGGCGAAAGCUGUGCGAGAUCCAGCUCGCACUCCGGGAGGCCGGGAACGACGACCACUAAGCCCAUACAACAUCCAGAUGUCACACCAAAAGGCAGUUCUAUUGGCACACCUAAAUCUCGCUGGGGAGUUAGGUAGAGCUGCGAGUGUCCACGGGGUUCAGGUGCACGGAGUGUUGUAUGACUUUUUGGCGAGCUGCUGGAAGGGCCAUGAAGUCAGGGGCCGGCGCGCGCAGGAUAAGAAGCGCAAAGAACAAGCGAAAGAAACCGAAACCGAAGAACAUCUCGCCAAGCCAUAUCCACCACGCAUCUGCCUUCACUCAUUCAGCGGCAAGUCGGACGCGGUGAAGCAAUAUCUAAAACCGUCCAUCCCCACCAAAAUAUUCUUCUCUUUUUCCAAGACGAACAAUCUCUCCUCGGAGGCUGCCAGGGCAAAGACUGAGGAUGCGGUCAAGUUAGUGCCAGACAAUCGAGUGCUAGUUGAGAGUGAUCUUCACACAGCAGGAGAUAGGAUGGAUAAUGAACUAGAAGAGAUGUAUCGUGCAAUUUGUGAGAUCAAGGGCUGGGACUUGGACGAUGGUGUGAGAAAAAUUGCUGCCAACUACCAAGAGUUCAUUUUUGGUUGAAGUUAUAUAGAAUUUUGCUUGUUUUGCACAUCUGACGGUUUGCUUUAAGUGAUCAUUUAUGCUUAUAUCUAAGUUAUAAUCUCGACGG